AUGAGUAUGUUUAAGAAACAGACAUUGGUCAAACCAUCAGCCAAUAUCAAAUCAUCAGAAAGAAGAAAAUUACUUUCACAAAUAUGUCAAGUAUAUUCAUUAUCAUCAACUCAACUUCCUAAAUCAUCAUUAGAAGAUAUAUUACCACCAAUAACCAAAAGAGCAACAUUCAAAUCUCCAUUGGGUUAUUCAGGUUCAAUAUUAUUCGACAAUCAAGAAAUCCCGCGUUGGUUUCAAACUCGUGAUUCUCAAUUAUAUCCUACUGUUUACACCUUAUGGAAAUGUCCAUAUUUGAUCCCCACCAUCCAAACCCAUCCUCAUGUUAUAGAUAUCAUAGGCAAUGGAGCUGAUCUCAUGAUUCCAGGAACUGUACCGCCUUUUGACUCCAGAUUGAAGCGAGGCGCUGUUGUAGGUGUGGUUAGUAAACAACGUCCAGGGGUAAUUAUGGCAUUGGGAAUAUGUAAAGUUGAUAUGACUAGAUAUGAAUCGGUUAUUGGAAGGACAGGGGUAGCGGUUGAGAUUAUACAUCUGUUUAAUGAUGAGUUGGCGAAGAUUAAUCGAGAAGUGGAUGUUCCGGUUCCAGAAAUGCUUGAUACUACUAUGCCAGCGGUGAUUGAAGGAGAAGAAUCAGAGGAAAAGACAUUGGAAGAACAAGUUGGAGAUUUGGAGUUGGAGGAAACAAAAGAAGGGAAUGAGGUACCGCCAGAAUCUUGUGAGGCCAAGUCGAAAGAGAUUACUCCUAUUGAAGCAACAAAUGGAAAUGCCAAUGAACAACAGACGUCCCCAGAGCCGGAAGCGGCUGAAGAAGAAGAGGCAACAACUGAACAAGCAGAAGAAGAAGAUGACACUGUUAAAUUAACAACCGAAGAAAUUGAUAAUUUCUUUACUAGAGCAUUAUUACAAACAAUCAAAUUAGAUAAAGUAGAUCUCCCCAUAACUGCAUCAACAUUCAUGUCCUCCCAUAUCUACAAAAAUCUCCCAAUUAUGGAUUCUUCAUAUACGAAUAUUAAAAAAACCUCAUAUAAAAAAACAUCUAAAUAUCUUAAAGCCAUGGCUAAAUUAGGAUAUCUUGAUGUGAAAGGAAAAGAUGAAGAUUUAUCAAUCAUUAAAUUAAUUGCAUCAACAACUCCAAUUAUAGAAAACUUUGUACCUCAUAAGAUUAAUAAACCAAAGUCAACUAAUCAACAAGAUCUGACAAAAAAACAAAUGAAUAUUAAAUUAUUAUAUAAGCCAACGAGUAAAUCAAGAAUGUUCUUCAACAAGUUAGAUAAACAAUACGAUUCAAUCUAUACCUCACCUGAAUUACGUACAUUAUUAGAAUCAUACGCCAAUAAGUUUGAAUUAAUCGGUAAGAACAAAAAGACAAUCCGUAUAGAUGAGACCCUAGCUACCAUCACUUCCAACAAACAAGGACCACAAGUCGCCCGUGAUCAAAUAUUCAAACAAUUCUUAUCCAAUUUCUCACCUCAUUAUCAAAUAAUUUUAUCAAAUGGAGAGGCAUUCCCCAUUCAAAAAGGUCAAUUACCCAAAAUUACAAUCAUAACAGAAAUGAAAAUCGGAAGAAAGAUAAUUACUAGAGUAUCAAAUUUUGAGAAGUUUAAUAUUAAACCGGGAGCAUUUGCUGAGGAAUUAAGAAAUAAAUGUAGUGGAUCAUCUACUAUUGGUCAAGCGACCCAUAAUCCUGCAAUAACAGAGGUACAAGUUCAAGGACCUCAUGGGAAAUUGAUUAUUGAAAUAUUGAAAGAUAAAGGCAUACCCAUUCUGUGUAUCGAAUUUGAAGAUAAAGUCAAGAAAAAGAAGGGUAAGAAGUAA
Hemisphaericaspora subhashii is the source of this 1812-nucleotide messenger RNA. RefSeq lists its product as uncharacterized. NCBI's taxonomy places the organism in Eukaryota, Fungi, Ascomycota, Pichiomycetes, Serinales, Debaryomycetaceae. The transcript has a single exon. Gene Ontology annotation, biological process: formation of translation preinitiation complex; translational initiation. Gene Ontology annotation, molecular function: translation initiation factor activity. The record is from RefSeq and is a predicted model, not a curated record. Bases 1 to 1812 code for a protein of 603 amino acids.